Messenger RNA from Echinops telfairi (small Madagascar hedgehog), 4005 nucleotides. Its product is annotated as kinesin-like protein KIF28P. Gene Ontology annotation, molecular function: ATP hydrolysis activity; microtubule binding; microtubule motor activity. The coding region runs from base 819 to 3995 and encodes 1058 amino acids. NCBI's taxonomy places the organism in Eukaryota, Metazoa, Chordata, Mammalia, Afrosoricida, Tenrecidae. Gene Ontology annotation, biological process: microtubule-based movement; cytoskeleton-dependent intracellular transport. Gene Ontology annotation, cellular component: microtubule; kinesin complex. The transcript is spliced from 23 exons. The record is from RefSeq and is a predicted model, not a curated record.
ACCCACCUUACAAUAAGAACAAUUUAAAGUUGCUGUUUUAUAAUUUAUGCACUUUGCUUCUGUAAUUAACGUUUCUAAUCAAAAAGUAUAUUUCUUUUGACUGUUACUUUGUUGAAAUUGAAUUAUGGGCAUGAAAUGUUGCUGCCUUUUUGUAGUUUAACAAGUUUGGUGUAAUCUACCUCAAAUAAUGCAUUGGUUAACUAUAAUGUUGGCAUUUCUUAUUCAGCAAAUUUCAAAGGUUAUAUAUAUCUUUAAGUCUCUGAAUUGUUCAAAGACUAAUUAUCCAGGUUAGGUGGACCGGUUCACUGCUCACUAGCAACUUCAUAACAGAAAGGAGAAGGAAAGGAAAUGUAAAGUUAGUCAGCUUCAUGCGUAUAUAUAUACACAAGCAUAUCUUGUGUGUGCCUAAAAAAUUGAACAAGUUUUAGAGUAGGGUUCUGGCAGUAAAGGGACUUUUAGUAUUCAGGUUUUAACACUGGCAAAUUCUUACCUUACCUCAGGCACAAGAUUUAUUAAGGAUGGGGAGGGGAAGGCAUGUGAAUAAAUGUGAUAACAGGGAAGGAAAAAUAGAACCACCUGUUUGCUGUAUGACUGUGUGCAAUUAAGUGGUGAUAUUUGAUGUAGGCUAAAAUUCAUCAAUAAGUAAGUGGUAUAAAAUAAUUUAUAGCAGGCAAUUGAUAGUGUGUAAUGAAUUGACCCAUUAAUAAUUGAUUAUCUAGAAACAAACUGCUUUUGUUGGUUAAGUUUUUAAGGUUUUAGCUUGAAGCAUAAGCAGUUUGCGUUAGACAUUAAUUUCUUACCACAUAAUACAGAUACUGAUGAGAAUGCCUAUGCCAAGUGUCGACAGUGUGAAAGUAGCGGUGCGAGUGCGGCCUUUCAGUCAGAGAGAGAAGAAUUCCGGGAGCAAAUGUGUGAUUUCCAUGAAUUCCAGGACCACCACUACCAUACAGGACCCAAAAAACCCAGAGCAUGUGAAGACAUUUACUUUUGACCUGGCCUAUUGGUCUCACAGUGGAUUUCAAAAGGAUAAAUAUGGUGUACUUGUUGCAGCUGAUCCUAGCAAUAACUUUGCUGGCCAGAGAGAUGUUUUCCAUGAUCUUGGCAGAGGAAUUCUGGACAAUGCCUGGGAAGGCUAUAAUGCUACUCUCCUGGCCUAUGGCCAAACUGGUUCUGGAAAAAGCUAUUCCAUGAUUGGAUUUGGUGCAAACAAGGGUAUUAUUCCAAAUGUGUGUGAAGAACUCUUUCAAGCAAUUGAGAACCAGGAGAGAAAUCAAGAAUACCAGGUUGCCUUCAGCAUGCUGGAAAUCUACAAUGAGCAGGUACGCGAUUUAUUGUCUAGAAACAAGAAGCCUGCGGUACUGAAAGUCAGGGAAGAUCCACAGUUAGGGUUUUAUGUGGAUGGUCUCAAGUCAGUGCCUUGUUCGAGCUAUGCACAAAUUGAAAGGUUGAUGGAGCAAGGAACAAAAAUAAGAACAACAGCUUCAACCAACAUGAAUGCCAGCAGCAGCCGAUCCCAUAUGGUCAUCACCAUUCAGUUUAAGCAGGUUUUCCUAGACGGAGACCUCACCAAACAAUCCACUAUUAAUUUGGUGGAUUUGGCAGGAAGUGAAAGGCAGAAAUCUUCAGGAUCUGAAGGUGACAGACUAUGGGAAGGAUCGCGAGUUAACUUAAGCUUAACCAAUUUAGGGAAUGUUAUCAGCACUCUGGCUGAUGCUGCCAUGGGGAAUAAAGUCUUGCACGUUCCCUACAGAGAUUCUGUCCUGACCAAACUGCUCCAGUCGUCUCUGGGUGGCAACAGCAGGACUACGCUGAUAGCAGCCAUAAGCCCAGCUGACAUCUGCUACGAGGAGACUUUAUCCACGCUGAGAUAUGCUGAAAGAGCUAAAAAGAUUCGGAACAAAGCUGUGGCGAACACCUGGAAGCUGACGAGAGAGUCAAGGACAGAGAACAGCAAACUGCUGCUUGGAUGUAGAACCUCCAGAAUGGCAGAACACCCAGCAUGCUUCCUGGCAGAAAACCAAUGUGGUAUUCACACUACCCAGAUGAGCUGGGCACAUCAGCUGGAGCAGGCUCGAGAAGAGUGGGGACAGCAGUUCAUGGCCAUUGCCCAGGAGCAGCACAUGAUGAAGACCUUUCCUCACCUCCUCAAUGUCAACGAGGACCCCCAGCUCACUGGAGUGCUCAAGUACUUCAUUCGCCCUGGUUCAUGUGCAGCUGGUCAGGCUGCUUCAAAUGCCAUCACUCUACGAGGCCUCGGAAUUUUGGAUAAACAUGCUUCUUUCACAAAUUUGGAUGGCAAAGUGACAGUAACUCCGCACAGCAAAUGCAAAGUCAUUGUUAAUGGCGUGCCAAUCUCAAUGAAGACAAAGCUGCAGCAUUUGGAUCGCAUCAUCCUGGGAUCCAACAGCGCCUACCUCUACAUCGGGUUUCCUGCUGAGCGAGGCAGUGAGGACGGGGACGCGGGCAGGUUCGACUAUGACUUUUUCCAGCUGGAGCGGGCAGCCGCAGAGGGCGUGAGUGUGGACACGCUCGGAGCCACCAGUGGCAGAGAUGGGAAACCAGACACCAGUGUCCUGGCUGUGUUCCACGACUAUGUCAAACUGAUGCCCCUGGUUGCAGAAGCAAAUCAAAUGAGUGAAGAGCUGCAGAAGGGGCUUAAGAUGGAAUUGAAAGUGAAGAAUUUGGCAUCAUCAGAUUCCAGGGGCUAUGACUUACAGAAGGAGGUCAUGGUGAAGGUGACAAGCCAGAGGACUCAUGAGGUGUGGAUAUGGUCAAAGGCCAAGUUUAUCAACAGGAAAUUCCUAAUGGAGGAACUCUACCAGCGCUUUCUAGAUGGAGGAGACAGCUAUGUGGCUCAAGAAGUUGACCCUUUCUGGGACCCUGUUGAGAUUGUGCUCCUGGGCUCGGCUCACGUUUGGCUCCAGUCACUUGCCUACUGCAUGAAGCUUGAGGAGCAAGUGGAAUUUCUGAACUGCGAUGGGCUGGAGGAGGCCGUGUUGCAUAUGUACAUAACCCCCUGCUCAGCCACGGGACAAGCACACACUGAGGAGGACAUGGUGGUUGACCCCUCGGAGAUGCUGGGCAAGAGGAUGGACUUCCAGAUUCACAUUGUCCGGUGCCUCGGCAUCAAGUGGCUGAAGGAGGAUGCAAGGCGGGGCAUCCAGCUUGGGUACAGAAUUUAUGAUCUUCCAAACGUUUUAUAUACCAAGCCUGUAUGGAAAAACAUGAACCCCCAAAUUGAAGAGACUGUCCAGUUUGUAACCUUAACCACGUCUCGAGAGUUUCUGAAUUAUUUACAGACCAACGCCCUCAUUGUUGAUUUAUGGGGCCUUCAAGAAGGCUGUGCUGAACGGAGCUGCUCUCCACAAGACUUCCUGGUCACAGACGAAGGCUACAUCAUGCUAGACACCAAGGCCACUGCCCCUGUGCUGAGUACAGGCCAGACGGCAUCAAAUCAUGUAUCAGAACUUUACCUGAAGCUGCUCAAGGUGGAGCAGGAGACAGAGCAGCUCAGAAACAUUAACAGAGCCCUGAAAGAAGAAAACAUGUUUCUCAAAGAAUCACUGGCGAAAAUUGGCUCUAGUCAACAAGCCCAAAAGCCUUCCAGUGCCCUGAAGAUAACUGGGAUGGCAGUACAAUUGCCAUCGGCCAAAGAUAUUGAUCAGAUAUGUGCUCCGGGAGCCACCUAUGAUGGAGAACUUGCCAGAGUUCUUAAGCUGUUCUACCAGAGCAUGAAUAUGGCCAGAGGGCAGUUUCUCCGGCUAAGGCAUUACAAGCCUCCUGGCAAUGAUCAGAUGCUUCGACAGUUUAUCCACAAACAGGGACAAAUGUUAAAGGACUUUGGCGACCUAUUUGAAUCCAGCUUGUGGAAAUUGAAAAAUGAUGUUGCUCUUAUAAUAAAAAAGAAGACUGCUUACGACCUAUCAAAUAAAAACAGUACCCCAACAGAAAACGUGAGCUGUGAAGACUAUGUGAAUUUUCAAUGUGCUUAUUAAUGAACUUUAC